CAACGGUUGUGGACGGAAAACGCUUUUCGUCUCCGAAGCGAAACCGCAGAGACCAAAUUAUAUUAUCCUCUUUUCGUCUUCGCAAAGCAAACCGGCGUAGAUUAGAAAACCAACAGGGCUACGCUACGACUUCCGUCUCUUCUUCUAUCUCAUGGCUGUCUCAGUCUCAGCUCCGGUCUUGUUUCUCUGUUACGAUCAGAGCAGCGAAUUGUCUCGUCGUAUGGGAUACAGAAAACCGAAGGGAUUCAGUUCUGGUCGCAGUUCACUGAGCUCCAUCGGUUUUCGGUCGGAGAAGGUUGGAAGAUUGAGGGCUAGGGUUCCGAUUUGCAGAGCGGUGCCUCCUCUGUUGUUCAAAGAUCUCGAUGCCGAUGAUUUCCGGCAUCCUUUGGAUAAGCAGAACACGUUGUUACUUAGAGCCAUUCCAGGGUUGAACGAAUUCGGGAAAGCUCUCUUAGGGUCAAUGACGGAACAGAUCAUGCUUCUUGAGAACAUUGGGACUUCCGUUCUUGUCUCCAAGAAUCAGCUCUCUGAUCUUCACGGUUUGUUGAUCGAGGCCGCCGAGAUUUUGAACAUUGAAGCUCCGGAUCUUUAUGUCCGGCAAAGCCCUGUUCCAAACGCGUAUACACUGGCAAUAAGCGGUAAAAAGCCUUUUAUCGUCGUUCAUACCAGCUUGAUCGAGCUUCUGACUCGCGAGGAGCUACAGGCUGUCUUGGCUCACGAACUAGGCCAUCUGAAGUGUGAUCAUGGCGUGUGGCUCACAUUUGCAAAUAUUCUUACUCUUGGGGCUUAUACAGUUCCUGCUUUUGGGCAAAUGAUAGCUCGAACCUUGGAAGAGCAGUUACUUCGUUGGCUCCGUUCAGCAGAGCUGACUUGUGACCGUGCAGCUCUUCUUGUCGCCCAAGAUCCAAAGGUUGUUGUAUCCGUUCUGAUGAAGUUAGCUGGAGGAUGUCCAUCAAUUGCCGAACAACUAAAUGUUGACGCGUUUCUAGAGCAAGCCCGUUCUUAUGACAAAGCUUCUUCAAGCCCCUUGGGCUGGUACAUAAGAAAUGCUCAGACGAGUCAAUUAUCCCAUCCAUUGCCGGUUCUUCGUGCACGUGAGAUCGAUGAAUGGUCAAGGAGUCUUGAGUAUAGGAGUCUCCUGAAACGGGCAAAUCGAAGAAGCACAAAGCAGAAUGUUUAGUGGUGUCGUAGAAUAUACAGAAAGGGAAAAAACUGAAGCAAACAUGUAUAGGGACAAUACAGAAGGGGCAGAGAAGAAAAAAGAGACUGGAUUCUUAGGUCUAAACAGGUACUGUAAAAACUCUUGUAUUUGUAUAGUGGCAUUGUUGUAUAUCUUAUCUGUGAUAGAUGAACGUAAAUGUAUACUCCAGAAAACAGAAGGAUCAGUGAUAAUAUAUGAUAAGAUUGUAUACUUGUAUAACU
Eutrema salsugineum is the source of this 1422-nucleotide messenger RNA. Its product is annotated as protease HtpX homolog. NCBI's taxonomy places the organism in Eukaryota, Viridiplantae, Streptophyta, Magnoliopsida, Brassicales, Brassicaceae. Gene Ontology annotation, molecular function: metalloendopeptidase activity. The record is from RefSeq and is a predicted model, not a curated record. The transcript has 9 exons. Gene Ontology annotation, biological process: CAAX-box protein processing. Gene Ontology annotation, cellular component: endoplasmic reticulum membrane. Bases 152 to 1180 code for a protein of 342 amino acids.